Messenger RNA from Hypoxylon fragiforme, 1514 nucleotides. RefSeq lists its product as uncharacterized. The record is from RefSeq and is a predicted model, not a curated record. The coding region runs from base 89 to 1291 and encodes 400 amino acids. The transcript has 6 exons. Lineage: Eukaryota; Fungi; Ascomycota; Sordariomycetes; Xylariales; Hypoxylaceae.
UAUCCUUCUGUUUCUCAAGCAUAUCUUCGGCUACUCGUCACCAUAGAAAUAUCAGCGCAAACAUUGAGAAUCUCUGCCAGGCGUCAAAAUGUCUGCUCCUGAUCUUUCUCAGGCACCAAGCUUGACGCCGCCAGAUGGAGUGACACCUAAUUUUGUCAACCCAUCGUCGACAAAUCCUGCUUCGAUAAUUGUCACGAGUGUGACAUUGGCCUUGAUGCACUGCUUUGUAGCUCUGCGCAUCUAUACUCGUCUACGAGUAACGUGUAAUUUCGGUGUAAAUGAUGCUCUCAAGAGCCCACUGGGACCGCAUCAAUGGAAUGUGCCAUUAUCUGCAUUUAAUAUACCAACCAUACUGAAAGAUGUUGUCUUAUCGAUCUGUCUCUACACGGUUGCCGCCAUGUUUCUGAAAUUGUCGCUUCUGGCACUAUACCUUCGUAUUUUUCGGCCAGCAAAAGGCGCCAAAACCGUUAUAUGGUCCUCGCUCGCCGUCAUCGUCCUUUUCUAUGUCUCAUGCCUCAUUGGAGACGCGGUCAGCUGCGGCCCGCAUAUUUACGAUGUGAAGGGUCAGCCAUCAGCUUCCGAACCCUACAACCCCGACAAGGGUUGCUCGAUACCGCAAAGGCCGCUUUGGACUACGAUGGGUCUCUUCGGGAUCAUAUCUGACUUUUACUUGCUUGCCAUCCCGGUUGGCCUGACUCUCAACGUUCGACUUCCGCCCAAGAUAAAGACUGAAAUGUGCUGUGUCUUCCUCACUGGGCUGCUAGCCUGUGUCUUCUCGAUACUUUCUACAGUGUAUCGGUUCCAACUAGCGGCUGAAUUGAAUAUCGGCGUAUGCUGCAGCUGCAUGCCGAUAGUAGCUAUAUUAAUUCGGAAAGCCGUCUCGUGGAAUUCACUCGCCAAACUGUUCACUCUCCGGCGUAAAGAUAACAAAAACAAUGUCCCGAAUGAUCUAGCCAAGGGUUUCUCGGAUGGGCAACUUCCUAGACCUCCCCAAGCUGCGCGGAUAGGGUUAAGAUCUCUGGUACGCAAGAGCUAUCACCCUGAGUCUGGCCGGGGGAAUCAAAUUUCCAUGUACAGCGAACUGGAGUCGAUCGACGAGGAUUAUCAUACGCAUUUGAGGAAGGGGUCUAGCUCUACCCCGUCACCUCGACAUGCACAUUUUGAUUCACUCCAAGCUCCACUGAGCUCCAAGCCGCGGCACGCGACGUCGGAAGUAAUAGCUCAUCAACAACAACCUGGGAGCACCCAUUUGCAGACUUUUUAUCUAGAUGGUGAUACCACUCCUACGUAACUUUAGAUACCAUUGUAAGGGCUUGUUAUCCCCCACCCUUAAGCGGUAAUACCUUAGACGCUUUCCGCAGAAUAUCAGACUUUAUCGAAAGUCCUCUGUGGGAUGUCGUCACUAACAAUAUUAAUACCUACCCGACCCUACCCUAACCUAACCAACACGGACAUAUUCUCUAUGGAACACCUAUCCACAUACCCAACCUAGUAAAUCUUCCACACCUAGUGGC